Molecule: messenger RNA, 495 nt
Organism: Dentiscutata heterogama
Lineage: Eukaryota; Fungi; Glomeromycota; Glomeromycetes; Diversisporales; Gigasporaceae
Source: the annotation of a GenBank genome assembly
CAAACUUUUGAUGACUUGGUUAAAGGGUAUAUCGAAAGUUUGGCACCAAAUAAAAAAGAAAAGGCAUUAAUCGAUCAAGAAAAACUACAAAGAAUUAAAGAAGUUCUUCUUAAUCCUAUGGAUACUACUCAAUAUAUAGCUGCUUUUCGUUAUUGGGUUAAAAAAAAUUUUAAAUUACAAAAAAUUGCUGAUUCCUAUAUUGUACUUCACAUUCGAAUACAAAAUAAAAAAAAUAAUGAGAAGGUUAAAAUUGAGCUUCCUGUAUUAGCCGUAGAAAACAUGUAUAAUAAAUUUUGCAAGAUACAUGAAACAAUUACUCAGCAUAGUGGCCAAAAGGAAACGUGGAACCAAAUUAGUAGCAAAUGGGGGUAUUGCCGGCAAGAUCUUGUUGAAAAAUUUGUAACCCAAUAUACUAUUUGUGCAACAAGACAUACUCGGAUUCAACCGUUAGCUGGGAUAUCAAUUAUUGAACGAAAAUUUAUGUUACGUUUACAA